AGAGAAAGAAAACGACAGAGAGAGAGAGAAAGGGAGAGAGAGAAGAGGAUUGAGCUGGGAGCAUCCAUCCGCUCUCCUGUGACUGUUGGUUGGUGACUUCCUCUUUUGCAUUCAGAGUCUUCCAGUGUAAUCUGUUCUGGUGGUGGACUCUUGACUCUGGGCUCUUUGUUUGGCUCACUUUCUCUGACCACUGGGUGUCCUUGGAUUCUAAAGUUCCACAUGAAGUUAGAGGCAGUCCCUGGUGCCCCCCAGGAUGGGGAUUUGGAAUUUGUUUUGGCCACUGACAAGGAGUUUGAAGAGAUCGUAUCUAUGUCCCAUGGCAUUUAUGGGGGUCUUGAUUAUUUGCCGAGUAGAUACCACAGCUGGAUCGGUGAGAAGGACAGGAUGGUUGUACUUGCAAAGAAAGGAGGGAAUGUGAUUGCCCUUCUCUCCAUGUUUAUUGUGGAUGGAGGACAGACGGCUCUUCUUGAGGGGCUCCGAGUGGCCCCGUGGGAGCGUGGUAGAGGUGUAGCAGGGGUAUUACAGAGGUUUUGCUGCCAACUGGUGAAGCAUCGAUAUCCAUCUGUAAAAGUGAUGAGGUUGACGAGGGACGACAAACUAACGGCAAAGGAACUGACCAAAUACAGAGUUAUUGCAAAGCAGGGCAUUCUGCUUCUCCAAUUCAAUGCACCUGAACUUUCUUCCCGUCUCUCAUCCCUUCCUUUACCUCCUGGGCCUUCUUGCCCACUACCCCCCAUUCUCCUGAAUCCUGAUCAUGUCCGUAGUGUCUUCCUGGAAAGAGGAGGCAUCUUGAAAGACCUCCUCCCCAACCAGACCGUCAUCCAGGACUGGCAACCGUUUCAGGCACUGCCUGGUAACCAUGACCUACUCCGUCGCAAAUCCCUGCGCUGGAUGGCGGAUGAUCUUGCACAGCCCCGGGUGGCUACUGUCUGCACUCCACCUUUCCCAGUCCCUGCAGGGCCCCUCUGCUUCUACCUCAACAUUGAUGUCUUCGGUUCAGGGCUUCGAGGUACAAAAGAGCAGCUUCUUUCCCACCUGGCAGCAUUUGCCCCGUCCCUGCCAGGUGAUGUUAAAUGCCAGCUCUUCUUACCUCCAAGCAUGUGGAGGCCCAUGGCUGAUUUCUGCACCUCUGUUCUGGGAUUUCAUUUGGAGAAAGGUUACACAGAGCAAUACCUCCUCGAGUCUGAUAUGUAGAGGAUUGUGGGGUAACACUCCAAACACUCCUCAGCUAGAAUGGGCAAGUAAGCCUUCUUCCCUAGAUAUUUACUGCUUCCCCUUUGCUGAGACGUUCCUUCUUUUUACAUUUGACUCCCCUCAGCUGGUACCCUCACCACACAUCCAUAUUUAUAUAUAUAUAUAUAUAGCCCUUCCCAAGAAAACAAACCCCCGCAUCAUGAUCAUCACCCAUAUAUACGUAUAUAUGCUAUAAAGGAUGCUGCACUGUACAUAGUGGAAAAAAGUGUGUAUGUAUAAUAAUAUGUUAUAAGCAGAAACCGAAAGACACCUACACUUAGAUAUUUCUGAAAUUAAUUAGGGUUCUUCUCAAAAGUUACUGCUUUCAUCAGUCUUGCUAAAACUUGUCAGUACCUUAUUUUACUAAAAAGCUUUAAAGGAGCACUAUAGGGUCAGGAACACAUCAAGCCACCCUGGUCCCCUCAUGUCUCCCUAAAUAUAGUAACAUCUUACUUGUAUUCAAGCCUGAAGAUGCAGGCAUUGUCCCUGUUUCCUUUAGACCUGCCCACUGCUUGCUGACAUGAGCAGAAGCGGUAGCCUGAUCCAAUCACAGUGCUGCCCCAUAGGAUUGGCUGACAAAGAGGCAGAUCAGGGGCAGAGCCAGCAUGAUUCAAACACAGCCCUGGCCAAUCAGCAUCUCCUCAUAGAGAUGAAUUGAAUCAAUGCAUCUCUAUGAGGAAAGUUCAGUGUCUGCAUGCAGAGGGAGGAGAUACUGAAUGUUUGGAUGCAUUUUAGGCAGCCAUGACCCAGGAAGGAUCUCUAACAGCCAUCUGAGGAGUGGCCAGUGAAGGUAUACCUAGGCUGUAAUGUAAACACUGCAUUUUGUCUGAAAAGAUAGUGUUUACAGCAAAAAGCCUUAAGGUAAUGAUUCUAUUCACCAGAACAAAUACAAUAAGCUGUAGUUGUUCUGGUGACUAUAGUGUCCCUUUAAUUUGCUACUAGCUUAUAUUUUGCUUCCUAUUGAAGGAAUUAAUAGCAUUCCAAAGCUUUUAGAUGCAGCAAGACUCACAAUCAAAAUAC
Molecule: messenger RNA, 2253 nt
Organism: Pelobates fuscus (common spadefoot toad)
Lineage: Eukaryota; Metazoa; Chordata; Amphibia; Anura; Pelobatidae
Gene: NAT16
Product: N-acetyltransferase 16 (putative)
Exons: 4
Coding region: 220-1194 (324 amino acids)
Molecular function (GO): acyltransferase activity, transferring groups other than amino-acyl groups
Source: RefSeq, a predicted model, not a curated record